UUGGUCAUGUUUUAGUGUCUCAAAAGCCAAGCAUGUUGCUACUAAAAAUGUUGCCAAAGAAGCAUACAAAAUCCCUUUUUCUACUCUGUCUUCAAUUAUUGCUAUGCAGUGCUUCAGUUAAUGGAGUUGAGCAGAAGAACUUUUACAUUGUUUUCUUGGGAGCUCACACACAGAGCAGAGGAAAUGCACUUGAGACCUAUUUAAAUGUUCUAUCUUCUGUGAAGGGAAGCUAUCUUGAAGCCAAAGAUUCUAUGGUGCAUAGUUACUCAAGGAACUUCAAUGCAUUUGCUGCAAAACUGUCAGAAGAUGAAGCCAAUAAGUUAUCUGCCAUGGAUGAAGUGGUUUUAGUGUUUCAAAACCAGUACCGUCAGCUACACACAACAAGAUCAUGGAACUUCAUUGGGUUGCCUCCAACAGCCAAAAGAAGAUUGAAAGUAGAAAGUGACAUAAUUGUUGGUCUUUUAGACACAGGGAUCACACCUGAGUCUAAAAGCUUCAAGGACAAUGGAUUUGGUCCUCCACCAGCAAGAUGGAAAGGAUCUUGUGGCCAUUAUGCUAAUUUCUCAGGCUGCAAUAAAAAGAUCAUAGGAGCCAAGUACUUCAAGGCUGAUGGAAACCCUGAUCCAUCAGACAUAUUAUCUCCUGUGGAUACUGAUGGACACGGCACUCACACUGCAUCAACAGUUGCAGGAAAUCUGGUCCCAAAUGCAAAUCUCUUUGGGUUGGCCAAUGGAACUGCUCGAGGUGCAGUGCCAUCGGCAAGGUUGGCAAUUUACAAAGUUUGCUGGUCAUCUAGUGGAUGUGCAGACAUGGACCUACUUGCUGCAUUUGAUGCUGCUAUACAUGAUGGUGUGGAUGUCAUAUCUAUUUCCAUAGGUGGUGGAAAUCCUAGUUAUGUUCAGGACUCUAUAUCAAUUGGUGCAUUUCAUGCCAUGAGAAAAGGUAUAAUCACAGUGGCCUCUGCUGGAAAUGCUGGUCCAAGCUUCGGAACUGUAACAAAUACUGCACCAUGGAUUGUAACUGUAGCAGCUAGUGGCAUUGAUAGGGCCUUCAAGAGCACUGUUCAGUUGGGAAAUGGAAAGAAUUUUUCUGGGGUAGGUGUGAAUUGUUUUGAUCCAAAAGGAAAACAGUAUCCUCUUGUCAAUGGGAUUGAUGCAGCCAAAGAUCCAAAAGACAAGGAGGACGCUAGUUUCUGCUAUGAAGACACCUUGCAGCCAAGUAAAGUGAAGGGAAAGCUUGUUUACUGCAAAUUAGGAACAUGGGGCACUGAAUCUGUUGUUAAAGGAAUUGGGGGCAUUGGCACUUUAAUAGAAAGUGACCAAUUUCCUGAUGUUGCUCAAAUUUUCAUGGCACCUGCUACCAUUGUGAAUAGUGUACAAGGUGACAAUGUUACAAAAUAUAUACAAUCCACGAGAUCACCAUCAGCAAUGAUAUACAAGAGCCACGAGGUUCAAGUGCCAGCUCCAGUCACUGCUACAUUUUCAUCUAGAGGCCCAAAUUCAGUAUCCCAAAAUGUUCUUAAGCCUGAUGUUGCAGCUCCUGGCAUUGACAUCUUGGCAUCUUAUACUCUCAAAAAGUCACUCACUGGUUUAAAGGGGGACACUCAAUUUUCAGAAUUUAUUCUAAUGUCUGGAACUUCCAUGGCAUGUCCUCAUGUUUCUGGAGUUGCUGCAUAUGUUAAGUCAUUUCACCCACAUUGGACUCCUGCUGCAAUUAGGUCUGCCAUUAUCACAACAGCCAAACCAAUGAGCAAGAGAGUUAACAGUGAAGCAGAAUUUGCCUAUGGUGCUGGUCAACUGAACCCAACAAGAGCUGUUAGCCCUGGUUUGGUCUAUGACAUGGAUGACUUAGGGUAUAUCCAGUUCUUAUGCCAUGAAGGAUACAAAGGUUCCAGUUUAUCAGCUUUAGUUGGUUCACCAGUGAAUUGCUCCUCUUUGCUUCCUGGGCUUGGCCAUGAUGCUAUGAACUACCCCACAAUGCAGUUGAGUCUUGAAAGCAGAAAAGACACAAAAAUAGGAGUUUUCAGAAGAACAGUGACCAAUGUUGGUCCUGCUCCAACCAUCUACAAUGCCACCAUCAUUUCACCUAAGGGAGUGGAAAUCACAGUGAAGCCAAGCAGCCUCACUUUUUCUGAAACCAAGAAGAAGAGGAGUUUCAAAGUAGUUGUGAAAGUCACAUCCAUUGGAAGUAACAAAAUUGUGUCAGGUUCCCUUAUAUGGAGAAGCCCACGUUACAUUGUAAGGAGCCCUAUUGUUAUCAACAAUCCAUAAGGUUAUGUUUUGCAGUGACCUAACUAAGCUUUUAAAGUUUCCCUUUGUAUCAGUUACAGUUUGUUGAUCAUGUAACUACAGAUUUUCUUGAAGUCUGUAUCUAAUUCUAAUCGUCAAAUAAAGAUGAACUUUUCACUCGAACUUCACGACCUCUUAUUAUCAUUAAAA
Molecule: messenger RNA, 2438 nt
Organism: Vigna unguiculata (cowpea)
Lineage: Eukaryota; Viridiplantae; Streptophyta; Magnoliopsida; Fabales; Fabaceae
Product: subtilisin-like protease SBT4.14
Biological process (GO): proteolysis
Molecular function (GO): serine-type endopeptidase activity
Source: RefSeq, a predicted model, not a curated record